CGUCGGAGGUUGUGGACUGGACGCCGAUGUCAAGGAACGUCUCAAGUUGCGUCGCGAGAAGGACGUAUAUGUCCUGGCAAGUGCCCUCGGAACGACGUAGCAUGGAACAGAUUCGAAGAACGCAAGUGCAAGUGCGCACCUAACGACGGUUGUAAUGCUGCACGAACGAACCAGACAAGUUCCUCAACUUUAAAACCCGUGUCCAUCCCGUCCUUUAGUGCAUUUACUCGAUGGACCAGUCUCUCGCCGAUUCUCGUUAAUUCUCCCCCAGGACGUGCGCCAGGUUAACCCCACGACUGCCGUUCAAAGGACCGCCACCGCAACCAAGAAGCCCCUCUAAAAUGGUCAAUCCAGUGAUGGUGAAUUUAGCACUGACCAACAAAAACAAAUGUCAAUCGCUGAAUCGGGUGGUACACCUGGGGGCAAAGUCGGAAAACAAGGACCAGAUCCUGCUUCCCGGUUUAUAUGUAGCAUGAUUAGCCAGAACCGUCGUGAGGAGGGAGUUUAUCAUUCAGUUCCAGAAUCAAACAACGGCCUCGUAGCUAGACCACCUUGGAGGUCAACCGAUGCCCUGUAAAGACAGCUCAAAAAACCUGCAUGAUCUCAGCCUGCUUCACUACAUGGGGAACACUGGGGCCACGACCGAGAACCGAGGGGUCCGCAGCGCUGCCCACCGGACAGAAAGGAACUGGCUUCGCGAGCAGCAAAAAGCAAGUCACGUUCCGUCCCAUCCCGGCGAAGCGUAGGAACCGGUGAGCAGUGUACAACCUCAGCUCCGAUGGAAUGUCAUGAGCGACAGAUUAAAUGCUGCACUUACGCGUAAGGUCAAGAUCAACCGGAACCGGUUCACGUUCCCGGCCAAUUCUUUUGGUAAAUUUCUUGUGUCAUUUUCGUCCAGU
Molecule: messenger RNA, 899 nt
Organism: Culex quinquefasciatus (southern house mosquito)
Lineage: Eukaryota; Metazoa; Arthropoda; Insecta; Diptera; Culicidae
Exons: 2
Coding region: 567-746 (59 amino acids)
Source: RefSeq, a predicted model, not a curated record